GUGGAUCGAUGAGAUAGUGGUGACCGCACCAGGCAAAGAAUUCCAAAACUAGCAAGGCAAAUCUUGGCUGUAAAUGAAUGACACGACCUUAUUUCCACGUUGUAUCUCGUCUUUUAUGUCCCCUGUGCAUGUGCCUCCCGCCUUGGCCAGAAAGCUUACUUCCACCUUCAUCUGCUACCUCAACUACCAAUUUCUGACUCUGUGGUAAAGGUGUAGUCAGAAUGAAUCACGCUUUGAGGCGCGCUGCGCUUGGAGUGUCUCCUGCUUUACGAGCAUCACGAUCACAUACCCAAUUUGCUUCUCAUCAAUUACCAGCAUUGUACAGAUGCGAAACGACACAAACGCCUUUUCGACGCGCUUUCACAACGACAAGAUGUUUCAACCAAGAAGCUGCUGCUGCUGAGCCGCAAGAGGAAAUCACUCGCAGGGAUCAGUUGAGUGAAAAGGCGCGCAAGAGGGAUAUGAAGAAGGUCACAUCUGGUGCCAGCGCUCAAACGUUGGAGAAUGAUCGGCCAUGGCAUAGAGUGGACUCGGAGGCUGAGAAAGAUUCUGAUAUACCUGACAAGACUGAAAUGAAGAAGGGGCGUCUAUUGACUACCCCAACACGCCUAUUGAAGCUCAUUCUCCCAAUGCCCUUUCAUCCCGAACAAGAACACGUCAACAGACCAGUGCACCAAGACGUCGAAGACGAGGGCGAAACAGUUGAGCCGUUAGCUCUUCUCGUGCACCCGCAUCAACCUCUUUCUUACCUCGAGCGAUUGAUCCAAGCCGAAAUUCCACCAGUCCAAUAUAAAGGCCGCGAGAAGCUACCCGACAUCGUCUUCCGAGCCGAAGCAGACCAAGAAGAACAUCAUGGAAAGAAGGAUGAUAAGAAGAAUGGAAACAGUAAUGUUGCAUCAUACUCUGGUCUUGGCCACGAAGGUCCUUCCCGCAAAGAGGCGAACUGGGUGCGCUGGAGUGGCAGCACCGAGAUCGGAGACUUUAUUCGAGAUGCUGCUCGCGGUCGAGAGUUUGCGAUUGAUGUUGAGGGAUUCGAUAAAGAACUUCGGGUUGCAGUGCCCAGCUUCAGAGACCGAACUUACUACAUGCGUAUGAACUUAAGACGCAUGUCACGCGACAUUGAUUCCAUGUCAAAGGUCAAGAACGAAUGUGAUGCACUCGCGCACAAGGGAGCGCAUCGACUGGCACAAGGUGGCUUUGCAGCUUUGGCUGGAUGGUGGGGUGUUGUUUACUAUGUCACUUUCCACACACAAUGGGGUUGGGAUCUGGUCGAGCCCGUUACGUAUCUCGCUGGUCUGACAACUGUCAUGGGCGCUUACCUCUGGUUCCUCUACAUCAGCCGCGAUCUAAGCUACAAGGCUGCCAUGAAGGUAACAGUGUCAAAGCGACAAGCUGCACUUUACCAAGAACGAGGAUUUGAUCAGAACAGAUGGGAGCAAUUGGUUCACGAGGCCAAUGAGCUUCGAAAGGAGAUCAAGAUCGUGGCUAGUGAGUACGAUGUUGAAUGGGAUGAGAAGAAGGACUUGGGAGGUGAGCAAGUGCAAAAGGUUCUCGAAGAGGAGAGGAAGGGCCGAGAUGGUACCAAGAUGACUGAAGGCAAAGACGACGAGGAGGGUCCCGGAUCUGCCGAGGAGGUCAACAAGAAGAAGCAGUAAACGACGGGAUCUAGAAGUGAGUAGAUGGAAAGUUUGUACACUAAACAUCAGAUCAUGGCGAAUGGGCUUAGCAUUGGGGGCUUAGGACACGCGACUGUUGAUGGUGUGGUGACACCUUCGAGGGAGACUUUGCUAUAAAUUGAACUGACUGCGAUUUCGGAUGGAUUAUGGAGCACGCAUAGCGAUAAGCAACCAACGAUUGAUUUAAUGUUAGAUUUAUGACUUGCAUAAAUGAUCUGUAUUUUGGGAAUUAUGACGGAAUCUUUAAACGAAAACCCUGAGGUAACAAUUUCGUAUUAGG
Molecule: messenger RNA, 1956 nt
Organism: Fusarium redolens
Lineage: Eukaryota; Fungi; Ascomycota; Sordariomycetes; Hypocreales; Nectriaceae
Exons: 2
Coding region: 222-1655 (477 amino acids)
Biological process (GO): calcium import into the mitochondrion; mitochondrial calcium ion homeostasis
Cellular component (GO): uniplex complex; mitochondrial inner membrane
Molecular function (GO): calcium channel activity; uniporter activity
Source: RefSeq, a predicted model, not a curated record